UAUAUAUAUAUAUAUAUAUCGACGUAUCUGACAAGAGAGUGUAGGGAACGCAUGUACGACAAGUUGCAGCCGGGGGUCGUGAUGGGGCUGGCGUGGACGGCCAUGGGCGGGUCGUCGCUGUAUAUUGAAACCACGACCGUGCAAACCAAAGGAGGCAAGGGCAGUUUGGUCACCACGGGUCAGAUGGGCAGUGUCAUGGAGGAAAGCACUAAGAUUGCGCACACAUUUGCUCGACACAAGUUGGAACAGCUCGAGCCCGACAAUGCCUUCUUUGAAGCCGACUUGCACUUGCAUGUGCCCGAAGGUGCCACUCCCAAGGACGGUCCAUCAGCUGGCUGCACGAUGGUCACUGCGCUGCUGUCGUUGGCAUUGGACAAACCUGUGAAAUCCGAUCUGGCCAUGACGGGCGAGCUGUCGCUGACGGGCAAGGUACUUCCCGUGGGCGGGAUCAAAGAGAAGACAAUCGCCGCGCGUCGGUCUGGCGUCACGACCCUCGUGCUGCCCUUUGGCAACCAAAAGGACUUUGAAGAGUUGCCAGACUACUUGAAGCAAGGACUGGACGUCCACUUUGCCACUGUCUAUGACGACGUGUACAAAGUGGCGUUGGAUUACUAGAUGUGUACAGUAGUCCCCCGCAAUAGGGAACCCACAGUAAAUCAAUAUCCUCGCAAAAUAUAUUCUUUCACAAGAUGGUGCAAAAUAAAUUUAAAGAGGCUGAU
Molecule: messenger RNA, 719 nt
Organism: Aphanomyces astaci
Lineage: Eukaryota; Oomycota; Saprolegniomycetes; Saprolegniales; Verrucalvaceae
Exons: 4
Coding region: 52-615 (187 amino acids)
Biological process (GO): proteolysis; chaperone-mediated protein complex assembly; mitochondrion organization
Cellular component (GO): mitochondrial matrix
Molecular function (GO): ATP binding; single-stranded DNA binding; ATP-dependent peptidase activity
Source: RefSeq, a predicted model, not a curated record